This is a messenger RNA of Lentinula edodes (shiitake mushroom), 549 nucleotides long. RefSeq lists its product as uncharacterized. The transcript is spliced from 2 exons. NCBI's taxonomy places the organism in Eukaryota, Fungi, Basidiomycota, Agaricomycetes, Agaricales, Omphalotaceae. Bases 1 to 549 code for a protein of 182 amino acids. The record is from RefSeq and is a predicted model, not a curated record.
AUGCGUCUCCUUCACGCCUUCUUUAUAGCGCUGGGCGUCAGUCUGUUGUCCGUUGCAUUUGCAUCGCCCGUUGUAUCUCCCACCGACACUCAAAUGUAUUCCGGAAAUGAGUCGCCUCAUCGUCAAGGGAAAGGGCCUCGCAUCCCACCCAAACAAUCCAAAGACAUCGACGUCUGGUUCGUCCCUGGUAUCACGUUUGGCCAUAGGGAUGCUGCUGUUCAUAGGGAUCCCAUGACUGCUAGGCAUAUGCAGGGCCAGGUUGAAGGCUUUUUGUGGCAUAAAUUUGGGAAAGCUGUCUCUUGGCAAAAUGCAUAUUCGACGGAAUUGAAGCUGGACCAUGUUCGAUUCCGAAUGAAGCAUGAUGCUGGGUACUCGACGGGAUAUGCUAUUGGGAUUGUGGAUAUGGGUUCAGGCCCAGGUACCGCUACUACUGAUCCUUUCCAUGGUGUAUAUGAGUCCGUGCCUACCGAGACGGGUGGAGACUUCGAAAAGUUGCUGGAGACCUUCCGGAAAGAGUAUCCUGCUGCUACAGCGGCUAAUGGAGUUUAG